CAUACGAUGCACUACUAUCGAAAACAAUGUCGAGCAAGUUUACAACUAUUCUGCUGACGGUGCUUAUCGCACUAUUCGCUUGUGCACUGGCACAGGCUGAAAAGCGUCAUAAACUUACCCGCCCAGCAUUCCAUCCCAAUGCACCCUACUUGGCUGGCAAACGGAUCGUCGGUGGAUUUGUGAUCGAUAUCUCUGACGCUCCUUAUCAGAUAUCCCUGCAGUACAACGGCAAACAUCACUGCGGGGGAUCGAUCCUGAAUAGCAAGUGGAUCCUCACAGCAGCACAUUGCAUCGAUCUCUACUCCGAGGUGAAACCUACCGUACGGGUUGGAUCAUCGGAGCACGCUGCCGGUGGAACCGUGCUGCAUUUAGUGCGCAUUGUGCCCCAUCCCGGGCAUAGCUCAAGUGCCAACAACUACGAUAUCGCUUUGCUGGAGCUCGAGAGUGAAAUUACGUUUAACGAUAAGGUUCAACCCGUUGAACUUCCGGAACAGGAUGAUCCGAUCGACGAAGGAACGAUGGGAAUCGUCUCUGGUUGGGGGAUGACAAUGAGUGCAGCUGAUUCGAAUGCCAUCCUGCGAGCAACAAACGUACCGACAGUGAAUCAGCAGGAGUGUAACCAGGCCUACCAGUCUUAUGGAGGCAUUACGGAACAGAUGUUUUGUGCAGGAUAUAGGCAGGGUGGUACAGGCACUUGUCGGAAUGACUCUGGUGGUCCUUUCGUCGCGGAAGGCAAGCUGAUUGGUGUAGUUUCGUGGAGUCAUGAAUGCGCGCUGGCGGGCUAUCCAGGGGUUUAUGCACGUGUGGCAAGCGUACGUGAGUGGAUUCGUGAGACCAGUGGAGUAUUUCUCGCCAUCAUAAGUACAAUUGACACGAUGUCGAUCAAGUUUACAACCCUGCUGGCCGUUCUAAUCGCACUACACGCCUGUGCACGGGCACAAGCAGAGCGACGCCAUAAACUUACACGUCCAGUGCACAGAUUCGCCCCGAAUGGACCAUACCUGGCUGGCAAACGGAUUGUCGGUGGAUUUGUGAUCGAUAUCUCGGAUGCACCCUAUCAGGUUUCACUACAGUACGACGACGAUCAUAACUGUGGAGGCUCUAUCCUGAGUAGCAAGUGGAUCCUAACCGCAGCACACUGCAUCAACGAUAACGCACCGUCGAAGCCAACCGUACGCGUAGGAUCGUCCGAACAUGCAUCCGGUGGUACCGUCGUACGUGUAGCUCGUAUUGUGCGUCAUCCUAUGCACGGUAGCAAGAACAACUACGACAUUGCCCUACUGGAGUUGAAAAACGAGCUUACGUUUAGCGAAAAGGUUCAACCCAUUGCACUGCCGGAACAGGAUGAACCGAUCGAGGAAGGAACGAUGGGAAUCGUCUCUGGUUGGGGUUUAACACUGAGUGAGGCCGAUUCGAACGAUGUUCUACGAGCGACAAACGUACCGACCGUUAACCAGCAGGAAUGUAACAAAGCCUACCAGUCCAGGUACGGUGGCAUUACGGCUCAAAUGUUUUGUGCGGGGUACAAACAGGGCGGUCAAGAUACGUGCCGACAAGAUUCGGGCGGUCCGUUCGUUGCUGAGGGUAAGCUGAUCGGCGUCAUUUCUUGGGGCCACGAAUGCGCUCUGGCGGGCUAUCCGGGGGUGUACGCACGUGUGGCAAGUGUGCGUGAUUGGAUUCGUACGAUUAGUGGAGUGUAGGAACCUAUCCGGUAUCACAUUGCGUAGAUCUAAUUGUUGAAUGUUCGUUGAACCGUCGUUUUUUCGUAGAACAAAUAUCUCAUGAAUAACAAUUUCGAGAAUUGUAGACGAAAGUUAUUGCAAGCAUAAAUACAAUGCAGUCCGAUAUCAAUAAAAUAUCAAACACAAUAUCUUCUAAAUCAAGAA
Messenger RNA from Anopheles coluzzii, 1886 nucleotides. RefSeq names its product transmembrane protease serine 9. Gene Ontology annotation, biological process: proteolysis. The transcript is spliced from 2 exons. Lineage: Eukaryota; Metazoa; Arthropoda; Insecta; Diptera; Culicidae. Bases 27 to 1700 code for a protein of 557 amino acids. Gene Ontology annotation, molecular function: serine-type endopeptidase activity. The record is from RefSeq and is a predicted model, not a curated record.